CAAGAGGUUGAAGUUCAGACAAAGAAGGAAGAAACUUUGCAACCAUCACUUAGUCAAAACAUUCCAACUUUCUAUUUUCCUCGAGGAUGUCCUAAGGAAAAAGUGAAUAUAGAUGCUGUGAUUGCCAAAAUUGAGAGAACUUUCUCUGAGUUUCCAAAUGAGAGGGCAACAUUAGAAGACAUGGGGAAGGUUGCAAAGGCUUGUGAAUGCCCACUUUACUGGAAAGGUCCUUUGUUUUAUUGUGCUGGAGGUGAACGAACAGGAUAUGUGUCAGUUCAUAAAUUUGUUGCAAUGUGGAGGAAAAUACUUCAGACCUGCUAUGAUGAUGCUGCAAAGUUUGUUCAUCUUCUAAUGAACCCUGGAUGCAACUACUUGGUGCAAGAAGACUUCAUUCCUUUUUUACAAGAUGUGGUGAAUAGUCAUCCUGGUCUAUCAUUUUUAAAAGAAGCAUCUGAAUUUCAUUCUCGGUACAUUACCACAGUUAUACAGAGAAUAUUUUAUACAGUAAAUAGGUCCUGGUCUGGGAAAAUAACUUGUAACGAGCUCAGGAAGAGCAACUUUUUGCAGAAUGUGGCAUUAUUGGAAGAGGAAGCUGAUAUUAACCAGCUGACAGAGUACUUCUCAUAUGAACAUUUUUAUGUUAUCUAUUGCAAAUUUUGGGAGCUGGAUACAGACCAUGACCUCUAUAUUGAUCGGAAGGAUUUAGCUCGACAUAAUGAUCAUGCAAUUUCAAAUAGGAUGAUAGAGCGGAUCUUCUCAGGAGCAGUUACAAGAGGUAGAAAAGCACAAAAAGAUGGAAAAAUUAGCUAUGCUGAUUUUGUCUGGUUUUUGAUAUCUGAAGAGGACAAGAAGACACCAACUAGCAUUGAAUACUGGUUUCGCUGCAUGGAUCUCGAUGGGGAUGGUGCUUUGUCUAUGUAUGAAUUGGAGUAUUUUUAUGAAGAACAGUGCCAAAAAUUAGAUAACAUGGCCAUAGAACCUUUGCCUUUUGAAGACUGUUUGUGCCAGAUGCUGGAUCUUGUGAAGCCACAAUAUGAAGGAAAAAUUACUCUGCAUGAUUUAAAGCGAUGUAAGCUGACAAAUGUGUUUUUUGAUACUUUUUUCAACAUUGAAAAAUACCUUGACCAUGAACAGAAGGAUCAGUUUUCUAUGUUGCGGGAUGGCGAAGGUGACAGCCAAGAGGUCUCUGACUGGGAGAAGUAUGCUGCUGAAGAGUAUGAUAUCUUGGUAGCAGAAGAGGCAGCAAGUGACCAGUGGAAUGACGGGUAUGAAGCAGAACUGAAUCCUGUAGACCAUCAGAAGGCCAAUGUCCUAAAGUAUCAAAUGGAGAGAAGACCAUUUUUUGAAAUGCCUUCCCAUCUGGCUGAUGUAGACUUGGAUGAAUAUGACUAUGAAGAGGACUUUGAGUAGUGGUUACUUCUGGUCAGUGCUUGCAGAAGAGAAUGGACAGUCUGCAGCAGGUCUGCUACACACCUGUAUGUCUCAGUGGGGUUUGUUUCCAGGAAGUCAGUUUAGUUUUGUGCUAAAAAAUAUUUAAUCACUACGCUAUCUUUUAAAUAAAAGAAGCGCAUUUGUAUGGAAUGAUGAAACUUUUUGUAUUUAUUCAAUAGUCUAUAGUUUGUAAAAUAGAUUAAAAUAUUUAUUUACAGAUGUUGCAUAAUUCCUUUUUGGAAGAAUAACAAUAUUUGACUUUAGAGAAAAGUAAUUUACUGUUUUUAUGAGAACUGUAUAAUUCUCUCUAAGUUGAUGUGUGGUGCACUGACCAUCUCCAUCCCGUACGUGAUGAGGUGUCCUGUCCUGGUAUGGGAGGUAAGGAGACAAUUUAUAGCUGGCCUGCAAAGCUUAUGUGCUCAAA
Balearica regulorum gibbericeps (East African grey crowned-crane) is the source of this 1855-nucleotide messenger RNA. The record is from RefSeq and is a predicted model, not a curated record. NCBI's taxonomy places the organism in Eukaryota, Metazoa, Chordata, Aves, Gruiformes, Gruidae.